Menidia menidia (Atlantic silverside) is the source of this 3032-nucleotide messenger RNA. Lineage: Eukaryota; Metazoa; Chordata; Actinopteri; Atheriniformes; Atherinopsidae. The record is from the annotation of a GenBank genome assembly.
ACCCGGAUUUCGAUAAUGUCUCCGGUGUCCGCCAGGAGAAGGAGUGGAUCGGAGUGGAUCUCUCUCUCCCCCUCGCUGCCUCAUCCACAGAUGGCCCCUCCCUGGCCCGGUGCGCCGCCCAGGCGUGACGUAGCAGCCCGUUUGAGUUGAAAAGCCGUUGCAGUUCUUCAUAGUGCCAUUGAAGUGAGUCAUCUGUAGGAAGUGGGGUAAAAAAAAGGAAAAAAAGAAAAAAAGUUCGACCUGUUCCGUGAACAGCAGAGAGAGCUUCGCGUAGAGCAGUAGGCACGGCGACGGAAAACACUCUGAGGGGCUGAAAAAGGUGGCGAUAGGCUUUUUAACCUGCGUGAGUCACAGACUCCGGUCCUGAGACUCUUCUGCUGGAUCUGACGGCUGAUGGCGCGCUGCUGACUUUAGGUUCAACUUUGCGCACCUGAGAGGAUCUUUGACAGAGUUAGUCUACCUGUGGCACAGACCAGUAAAAGCACAAGGAGAAAAAAAAAGACUUUAAAAGCAGGAAGAACAACAACAGCAAAAAAAAAAAACGGGGGUGCAAAAAUCAAACUUGCAAUACUUGUAAGAUGUUAUAAUUUUCGCUUUUAAAAAGCGUAAUCGCACUUUUGCCAGCUCGUCUUCUUUGGAUAUCACGAUUAAUAACGUCUCAAGUCAGAGGAUUUUUUUUCUCAAAUUUUCCUGUUGGUGCCUUUUUUUUUUUUACUGCGGGGAUUUUAAAGACAGAGGCUCGCUCUAGAGCUCAAACAGUCCACUGAAAUCUUCCUCUUCCCUGGACCAUGUACCAGGACUACCCAGGGAACUACGACACCUCGUCCCGCGGCAGCAGCACCUCUCCGGCCCAGCCGGAGUCCUUCACCAGCGGCAGCAGCACGAUCGGAAGUCCGAUCUCCACCUCGAGCUACCAGAAGUACAGGGUUGACAUGCCUGGCUCCAACAGUGCCUUCAUCCCCACAAUCAAUGCAAUCACGACCAGCCAAGACCUGCAGUGGAUGGUGCAGCCCACAGUCAUUACCUCCAUGUCCAACCCCUACUCGCGCUCCCACCCCUACGGCCACCACCUGACCAACGGCCCCGGGCUGCUGGCCCACAACUCGCUGCCCCGGCCGGGGGUCAUCCGCUCCAUCGGGGACGCCAGGGGCCGGCGCAAGAGAGACGAACAGGUGUGGACAAACCUCACUCCAGAGGAAGAGGAGAAGAGGAGGGUGAGACGCGAGAGGAAUAAGUUGGCGGCGGCCAAGUGCCGCAACCGCAGGCGGGAGCUCACCGAGAUGCUGCAGGGGGAGACCGAAAAGCUGGAGGAGGAGAAGGCCGACCUGCAGAAAGAGAUCGAGAACCUGCAGAAGGAGAAGGACAAGCUGGAGUUCAUGCUGGUGGCGCACAACCCCGUGUGCAAGCUGCCCCUGGAGGAGCGCCACCAGGCGGGGGGGCACCCGCAGUGCGCCGCGCUGCCGCUGGCCCUGCGCCCGCGCGUCCACAUGACCCAGGUGGUGGUCAAGCAGGAGCCGGAGGACGCGGUGGACGAGGCCGGGGGCAAGCCCCAGCGCUCCGUCAUCAAGCCCAUCUGCCUGGGGGGGGGGCGGCGGCGUGAGCGGCGGGAUGUACUGCCCCGACGGCGACAGCCUCAACACGCCGGUGGUGGCGGCGUCCACCCCGGCGGCCACGCCCAGCGCGCCCAGCCUCAUCUUCACCUACCCCAGCAUGCUGGAGCCCGAGAGCCCCUCGCCCUCCUCAGAGUCCUGCUCCAAGGCCCACCGGCGCUCCAGCAGCAGCGGGGACCAGCCCCCCGCCCCCCUCAACCCCCCCCCCCCCCUGGCGCUCUGGGGCGGGGGGGGGGGGGGGGGGGGGGUACAGGACAAACACUGUGGCGCUCCCGUCUUUAAAAGCACAUUAUUAAAAAAGUCCAGACCAAGCUGACCACGUGAGCCGUUUUCCCCCUCUCCGGAGGGAGACCCGCAAGGGCUACGCCGCCUUUCCUCCAGUCCCACUUCAGCGUGUGUUCGCCCCCCCCCCUUUCCCCCCCCCCCCCCCCCCCCCCCCCUUUCACCUCCCGAGCGUCACCCCGUUUACCGACCCUCCUGCCGAGAGGAGACCAGGCCGCCCGGGCCGCCACAGAACGACUUCUUAAUAUAUAUAUUUUUCUGAAAAUGUCUAAAAAGCCAUGUGGCUGACGCUUGCACUCUGCCAAGACGAAUCAAUAAAUUAAUCACUAAGCGAGGUCAGUGUUCCACUGGAAUUUUCUGAGGAGAGACAAUGAGCAAAGACUUCCUCCGGUCUUUUUUUUUUUUCUUUUUUCCCCUCCCCCCAUUUAGAUUCGUCCUUUCGAUUCAGGAUAGCUUCUAGGAGUGUGUACACUUUUUCUGAUGUUAUUUCCAUCUCUUUAAGUGUAUUUAUGGCCUGUGCUAAAUGAAAUUUACAAAGUGUUUUGUUGAGACUUUUCGUCCUCUCCUUUAAUCCGCCUGUAGAGAAGCGGCCAUCCGCAGGGUCAGCCGGGCACUCCUCAGUGUUGCAAAAGGAAACGAGCCAACUUUCAAUCGAUGACUAGUUCCUCAAUACUUUCUAUUUUGCCAUAGUGGCUUGACUUUAUAGUAUUGUGUGCUUUUCCUCAGUGAUUCUGUACCUGAACUUUACAACCUGUUUUUUGACAAAGUGUAUGUGAUUUACAUUGAUGUCAGGGAUUAUCUCUCAUGUGUAGUAGAACCCCCGUUGUGAGCAGCGUGGACAGCAGGACCGCUGACCGUUACAGAGGUGGUACUUUCAAAUCUCCUCGCCUCAGUGGGUCGCACUGAGAGAGGUUUAUUUUUUCGCUAAGACAUUUGGAAGAAAAGUUUGAGCAAAACCCUCCUCCACCGCACUUCUUUGUUCUCUAAACAAGCAACGUUUUUUUCCCCCCACGAUGCUCAAGUCUUAGGGGGUGGAUCAGGUUUCAAAGAGCCAAAAAAAGAUUUGUAUGACUCGUGUAACCCUGUAAGUCGUCCAUCUUUGUCUAAAAAGGAGGGAUUUUGCUCAAAUUUGAAAAAAAA